Molecule: messenger RNA, 1263 nt
Organism: Aureobasidium pullulans EXF-150
Lineage: Eukaryota; Fungi; Ascomycota; Dothideomycetes; Dothideales; Saccotheciaceae
Product: FMN-dependent alpha-hydroxy acid dehydrogenase
Exons: 2
Coding region: 1-1263 (420 amino acids)
Molecular function (GO): FMN binding; oxidoreductase activity
Source: RefSeq, a predicted model, not a curated record
AUGAACGCCAUCCAAGGAACCCACCAGGACGACAAGGGUAACGUCCCUACCCAACACGAUCACUACGGUGCUUUUCAGACCGAGAUCUACCGCAGAGGAAUGUACGACAAUGUCGUCCCUACUGUGACUACCAACCCAAACAAGCUUGAGGCACAAGCAAAGGAGGCUAUGAACAAGAGAAGCUACAACUAUGUUGGUGGAGGCGCCGGCGAAGGAGCUACCAUGGACGCAAACCGUUUAGCCUUUAGGACUUGGAAAGUGGUUCCGAGAAUGCUGCGCGAUACUACGCACCGAAACUUGAAGACAACUAUCCUCGGAAAGGAAUAUCCCACGCCUUGUCUCGUCGCUCCUGUUGGUGUCCAGUCGAUCUUCCACGAGGACAAGGAGACUGGAGUUGCCGAAGUUGCCGCUGAAAUCGGAGUUCCUUACAUCUUGUCAACUGCCUCGUCAUCCACAAUUGAGGAGGUCGCCGAAGCGAACGGUGACGGACACAGAUGGUUCCAGCUUUACUGGCCUCACGACAAAGAAAUCACCGAAAGCAUGCUCUCAAGAGCGAAGAAGUCUGGCUAUGAAGUCUUGGUCGUGACUCUUGAUACUUGGUCCUUGAGUUGGCGCCCACUUGACCUUGACGGUGCUUACGUGCCAUUUAUGAAGGGCAUUGGUGAUGCUAUUGGCUUUUCUGACCCCGUCUUCCGUCGACAGUUCAAGGACAAGCAUGGCCAGGAGGUUGAAGAUAACAUCCACGAUGCUGCUCUCGAAUGGCAGGCGAAGGUUUUCCCUGGCGCUGCCCACACUUGGGAAGAAGUGCAGCACUUGAAGGACAACUGGGAUGGUCCUAUUGUUCUCAAGGGUAUUCAGCAUGUUGAGGAUGCUAGAAAGGCCGCUGAGGUUGGUGUUCAGGGCAUCGUUGUUUCCAACCACGGUGGUCGCCAGUGCGAUGGAGCAGUUGGCAGUCUCGAGAUGCUUCCCGAGAUUGUCGAAGCGGUCGGUGACAAGAUCGAAGUCUUGUUUGACAGUGGUAUCAGAACUGGUGUGGACAUUAUCAAGGCGCUAUCCCUCGGCGCUAAAGGUGUUCUUAUUGGUCGUCCUUGGGUCUACGGUCUUGGUAUUGCCGGCAAGGCAGGAGCUAAAGAUGCUUUCAAGGGCCUCUUGGCAGACCUUGAUCAGAGUAUGGGACUUGCUGGUAUCUCAUCUAUCAAAGAGUGCGAUAAGAGCAUGCUUCGUCGCACGUUCUACCCUGGAGACAGACACUCAAAUAACUAA